CUGUUUCUGCAGAAGAGGUUCAAACGAGAACGAGCAUUUGAUUUAGCUCAUAUUGAAUCAGACCUCGAGGAAGAGGAACUACGUAAAGCUCGAUGGGAACAGUCUCGGGCAAAAGAUUUCGCACUGUUCAGAGACAAAAUGUGCCAGGAUAAAUGUAAUGAUAAUCUAAGACGUGGUCUGGAUAUGGUCAAGACCUCCAUUGAUCAGUACCUAGUAAACUCACAGCUGAUAAUACUUAAGGUUCUUUUGUUGAAGGCGCACGUGGCGUUCGGAAGCAUCGGCGUGCCACCGUUAGUCGAUGGGACGGACCUUAAGUUUUUUUGCCGUCUGGACAAUCAGCAUAGUCGUUGUUUGCAUGACUGUGGUUUUGCGGUGCAAUUCAAUAUGCACGAUUUCAUUUGCAAGCGGUAUUACCUAGAGGUUGUUGUAAUUUUGAUUGUUUCCAAUAGAUUUUGAAA
This is a messenger RNA of Gongylonema pulchrum, 458 nucleotides long. NCBI's taxonomy places the organism in Eukaryota, Metazoa, Nematoda, Chromadorea, Rhabditida, Gongylonematidae. The record is from the annotation of a GenBank genome assembly.